AUGAAGUUCACCGUCGCCUCCCUCGCCAUCGCCAUCGCUAGUUUCGCAAACCUAGCCGUCGCCGACAACUGCACACCAGGCGUUCGUUAUUGCGGCUUCAAUCUACUCCAGAAGGGAGACUACCACAGAACAAUUGAAAUAGAACUCAUAGCAAUGGGGGAACCCACAACCGAAGACUCCAUCAACAACUCACUCUUCCUUUGCAGAACACGAAAUGAUGGGGCUAUCUACUUCAUGAGGCACUGCAAUAAUAGCGUUUGCAACGAUGGUGGGCCUGGGAAUAACGAUUACUGUGGCUAA
Messenger RNA from Lindgomyces ingoldianus, 300 nucleotides. RefSeq lists its product as uncharacterized. The transcript has 2 exons. Bases 1 to 300 code for a protein of 99 amino acids. The record is from RefSeq and is a predicted model, not a curated record. NCBI's taxonomy places the organism in Eukaryota, Fungi, Ascomycota, Dothideomycetes, Pleosporales, Lindgomycetaceae.